Messenger RNA from Tilletiaria anomala UBC 951, 4502 nucleotides. RefSeq lists its product as uncharacterized. The record is from RefSeq and is a predicted model, not a curated record. The transcript is spliced from 3 exons. The coding region runs from base 422 to 4336 and encodes 1304 amino acids. Gene Ontology annotation, biological process: regulation of DNA-templated transcription. Lineage: Eukaryota; Fungi; Basidiomycota; Exobasidiomycetes; Georgefischeriales; Tilletiariaceae. Gene Ontology annotation, cellular component: nucleus. Gene Ontology annotation, molecular function: transcription cis-regulatory region binding; DNA-binding transcription factor activity.
AUCCGGUUCCCCAUUGCUCACCAUCUAUCCAUCCAUCCAUUGCACAGGAUACGACUAGGCAGCCGGACAGCGGACACUGGCACAAAUGGCGUCUUGAAACGGCGUCAUAGCCAGAAACACCCGCCGUCACAAGGCGCUGAUGCCUCCCAGGGUGCCAGAAGAAAGGUUGACAUAGAACCUACAUUCAUACACCACGCUCACCUCGAUCGCCUUCCCCAUCCAGCAUCCAUCCGGGGCACCUACAGCCGCAAGCUCCGGGGGCGGAUCGAGUCUCCACGCACACUCCCCUGCCUUGCACACAUCCCGCCAUCUACACAACUGUAUUUUGGCUGCAGGAGCACGCGUUGAAGAAAGAGGACUCUGUAGCCACGCAAUUGACGUCUGCCUGGCCAGAGUACAGACGUUCAAACUACGGGCCAUCAUGGACAUCGAUCCGUGCCAGCGUUUGCAGCAGCAAACAUCAAACGUAACACAAGGUCAAAACCAAGGUUAUGCACCACUGAAGUCCGUAGUGAGCAGUGUGCACCUAGCAGCAUCAGCAUUAGCAUCAUCAACAGCAGCGGCGGCGGCGGCGGAACAAAUUACCGUCGACGACGACGCCCACGGCUGGGAUCCAUCGUUCUUUUCCCCCGGCCCGGCAGGCGCCUCCUUCCCUCCGAUGCCACCCGCUGACUUCGAAUGGCUUCAGCAGAACUUUGGAGGUGCUACCGCUGCUGUACCUGCGCUGCCUUCGCAGCAACAACAGCAGCAUGACAUAUACACCGGUGGAGAUGCAUCGGAAGCAGCGCCGACAUCGGUAUCUGGGCCUGCCACCGUUUCUGCUCUCAACCCUACGCGGGCCCCGGUAGACGUUAGCUGUACCACGGAGCUCAUCCCUCCGCCACCUACAGCAGUACCAGCAAACUAUGCCGAGAACGAUGCAUACAUCAACGACGAACUGCAUCCUGAUAAUUUGCACAGCUGCAGCGCAAGGCGGUCCAUCCUUGUAGCGGAAGAAGAGCAGUAUGACCCUACGCGCUCACGGACGCCAUCGCCAAUCCUGGGCGCAACGCAUCUCGAUCUGGACGAGGACACGACCGAAUUUGGCCACCUUGCUUUCCCUGCGCUCGGCCCGUCAACGGAGGAGAUCCGGCAGUUCACAUGUGACCCGCCUGAGCUGGCUUCGUUCGCACGGAACGAAGACCUUCUGCCCGAGGUUGAGGUGCGGAAGCUCGAGCUGCGGCUGAGGGAGAGCUUGCAUCUGCUCGAUGCGCCGUCCGUUGCCUCCUCCUCGUCGUCGUCCAGCGCACAGACGGCGGAAGCUGUGUCGUCGACUGCCGCCCGCAGCAAGGAGGAGAUCGAGAAGCUUGUCAAGCACGUGCGGGCGCGCGAAGAGCAAGCGAACCUGUUGCAGAGCCAGCUGAGCAAGGUGCGCCUCUCAGCUCUCAGCGCGCUCAGCGCGAGCACGAUGCAUGGGCACCGCGCGCUGCACGCCGAGCGCGCGAUACGCGCGCGCGUCGAGGCAGAGAUGCACGGCGUGCGCCAGAACGCACAGAUGCUCGCGCAGAUGCUGCUGCGCGCCGAGCAGCGCUUCGAGCGCCUGUUGCAUGAGCGCAAGGAGGGCAUCAUCGACGAAGUCACCGGCUGGGGCGGCCUCGUGGGUUAUUCUGGUGGCUCGGGCGCUCUACACCAACGGCAGCAGCAGCAGACAGCAGCAUUCUCAUCAUUGUCGUCGGCGCAGGGCAGGAAUAAGUCGGUUUCUUCGCACUCUCGUGCGCAGCAGCAAGCUGAGGAACUGCAGCAACACCAGCAGGAAACACGACGGGAAAGCAUCUGCGAAGCUGACGGAGUGAGCACAUCGGCAGCCACCAGUGCAAAAGUCCCCGAGCAAUCUGUCCAAGACGCUGCACGGGUAGCAUUGGCGAGCGAGCAACAGCAGAAAGAGCAACAAUGCAACGCGGCAGAAAGCGCACGCAGUGCCGUGGAGGGCGUGUCAGGAGGGAAUGACUCAUUACCUUUGCUGGUAGACCAGCAGCAGGAACAACAGUCGACUAGCAGUCCCGACAUUGGAAGAGCGGCCAGAGAGGAUGAUGGCACUGCAGCCGGGCAGACGGAUGGAAGGAGGAGUGCAAUGCUGAAUAACAUUGAUGCUUCCUUUGACAUGGGAGGGCCAAAUUCGCCGCUACCGGCCAUCGUCAAGGAGCGCAACAAGCUGCUGGCCGAUAAGCGCUACCUCAAAGCGCGCGUUAAGGACGCGGAGGCGCAGCUGGGCCGCCUGGAGCACGAGCUGCAGAUGCUGCGCGGCUUCCUCGUCCGCAGUGAGGGUAAGCGCAUCACCGGUGGCGGCGGCGCGGCCGUCGCACUUUGGAACGCUGCCGCGAUUGCCGAUGGCCCUGCGGGCUCGCGCCACCGCGCGCGCGAGAAGGCGCGCAAGAAGAAGGUCGCUGUAAUGGGCGACGCCGAAGCGGAGCACCUGCUUCUCGCGGCCAAGACGCUGAGGGAGAAGGAGCGUCGGCAGGCCAAGGAGGCUGCUGCUACUGCGGCGGCGGAGGAGGAGGAGAUCCGCCGUGCCGUCGCGGCCGCUGCGCUUCCGCCUCUACCCGUCAAGCCUCGGGGGUCCAGAGCGAAACAGCAGCAGCAACAACAGCACCAACAACAGCGGAUAGUCGCGGAUAGGCCUCCGAAGGAGAGGAUCGACAUGUCAGCGCUCGUGAGCGCGCUUCCGCGAAAUGGCAGCGGCAUCGGCGAUGCUGGGCCUUCCAUACCUGCUGCUGCUGCCGAAAGCCCGGCGGGUACGACGGACGUGCUUCGCCCGCCUCAGACGCCCGAGCUCCCAUCCUCAGCCGCAUCGGCGUCUGCGUCACUCAAGCUUGGUUCCGCGACGCCGCGCACGCCGCGCUCCGCGCACCUGCUCGCUUGUAUCACAGGUGCUGUGACGCCAGGAAGUGCCGCGACGGCCCGGCGGCGGCAGAACAUCAGCUCCGCGCGCGACGAUGAGCAUGAAUGCAUAGGCACGCCUGGCGGCGCCAGCAGCAGUGCUAGCGCCUACGCUUCUUCUGGCAUCGAUGGCCUCCUGCAGGCCGCACAGCUCGUCACGCCCGGGGGCACACGCGUGUCCAAUCCGCCGCCGAGGUCGAUGCACCCGCCUCAUAUCCGACCCGAGGAGGACGAGUACUACCCGAAGGGCGCACGGUCUGGCUUUGGAGGUAUGGCGCUCGACGAGACCGUCCUUGGGAUCCGCGGCACCCCCAAGCGUCGCCGUGUCGCGUCUGGCGAGGCAGAGCUGAGAGCUACCGAUGAUUAUGCGGAAGGAAGCAACAGUCUUGGCCACAACAACGUCAAUGGCAGCAACCGCAGGCUAAGGACGAGCACAGCGCCCGAAAGUCUACUUGCGUUCAGUGGCGCCGGCAGCGUCGCGAGCGCCGGUGAAGACGGCGCAUGCCCCGCGUCGCAGCUCAGCGCGCUCGAUUUGCUUGCGGAUCAAGCGGCUGCGAGCCAGCAUCCAAGCCAGAAUUCCGACUGGUCCAAUUCGAGUGCAGAAGACGACGAGGCACGCAACGCCAUGCAGCUUGAUGUGAAGCAGGAAGUAGACGAGCAGCAGCUGCAGCAGCAAGACGACGGGAGCGGUGCGCUCGAUGGCAACAAUGGACAAGCUGGUGUUCAAACUUCACCCGCGCGUGGUCACAUCAAAGCCAAGCUCAAGCGCGGUCCAGAGAUUCCAAAGGAGAAGCGCGUGCCGUACAUUCGUUGGACGGACCCGGAGGAUAGAAAGUUGCGUGCUGCUAUCAAGGAGUACGGCCAAAGAUGGGAACUGAUCUCACGUGCCGUCGGCACGCGCUCGUAUCAUCAAUGCCGCCAGCGCUACCUGCUCAUGCGCCGCAAAGAAGCCGCGCAACAAGGGCACUCGCUCGCGAACCAUCCGCGCCUGGAUGCUGAUCGUGUCGGACCACACUAUGAGGAGCCGCAGUACGAGCACUACUUUGAUGGGGAAGGCGAGGGCGACGAUGACGACGACGAUGAUGAUGAUGAUGGACUUGAGCUUGCUGAGGACGAAGCGGACGAGCGCGGCGCUAGACGUGGAGCUCGCGGAGAAGAUGGCGAAGACGACAAAUGCGACAUCAUUGACCACGGUGUUAAAGGAACGGAUGUUGGCGAUACCACUGUGCGUCGAGCAGGCGGCAGUGGCAGCGGCGCUCCUGCUGCUACUGCUGCGCUUGACGACGAAGAGGACGAGCUCGCUUUCGACGAGGAGCAACUUAAUCAUCUCCCGUUCCAAUCGGCCGCCGUACCGGCGCAUCACCGCCAUCGUAGUCUCUCGCUUGCAACAGCUUUGAUGGCAGGUGCAGCGGACGAGUGAUGUGGAAGAUAGCGUGCGGAACCCGCUCAUCUUGUAGCCCCAUCGUUAGGUACCUGCCAUAGACACUCAGUCAUAUUUUCGAUUGCAUUUGGAUUUGUAGUUUGCUGCACCUUUUUGCAUAUUUGCUGUAGUCACGUCUCACUCGUAUGUGCACAAAAAGAUCGUC